GUUUUAAGCCUUAGAAUCAGACAUGGCGUCUUGGUGCAUCUCUCUACUCAUGUACUGUAGGGUUAGGCGGUACAUGUUUGGCUAUAGACUGUAUAUGCUAGGUUGCUCUCUCUCCUCUGUAGAUUGCUCUGGAAUCAGCCUGUGUGAUUGAUGACGGAGAGACUAUGCUUGUGGAAGGUCUGCGUGUCGCCCCGCAGGAAAGGGGUAAAGGUGUAGCAGGAGUUCUGCUGCGGUUCUGCUCCGAACUGAUCAAAUCCAAGUAUCCAGACGUGAAAGUCAGCCGCCUGACCCGCGAUGACCAGCUUGGGCCCAAGGAUUUUGAAAAGUAUCGUAUUAUAACCAAGCAGGGAAUUCUGCUGGUGCGUUUCAGAGCUGAAGAACUCAAACUGCAUCUUUGCCAGAUGAUGCAAACAGAGGGGGUUCGUUCAUCAGUGUCCACACGCCAGGCCCCGCCCCCUCCUGUGCGUCUGGAUCAAACAGCGAUCCAUCAGCUCUAUCUGAGCACUGAGCUGAUGCAGCGAGUGCUUCCCAACGCCACCAUCAUUCAGGACUGGCAGCCAUUUAAGCUUCUACCCAGCAACCUGGCCAUCCUCCUGAAGAAGGACAUAGACUGGAUGGUGGACGAUGUGUGCAGCCCUACUGUGGCCAGUCUGUGUACCUUCCCCUUCAAGGUGCCCAUUGGAGACGACUGGUAA
Messenger RNA from Cyprinodon variegatus (sheepshead minnow), 695 nucleotides. It is a transcript of the gene nat16, whose product is annotated as histidine N-acetyltransferase-like. The transcript has 2 exons. Lineage: Eukaryota; Metazoa; Chordata; Actinopteri; Cyprinodontiformes; Cyprinodontidae. The coding region runs from base 165 to 695 and encodes 176 amino acids. The record is from RefSeq and is a predicted model, not a curated record.